Bombyx mandarina (wild silkworm) is the source of this 1509-nucleotide messenger RNA. RefSeq names its product FUN14 domain-containing protein 1A. The record is from RefSeq and is a predicted model, not a curated record. Gene Ontology annotation, biological process: autophagy of mitochondrion. NCBI's taxonomy places the organism in Eukaryota, Metazoa, Arthropoda, Insecta, Lepidoptera, Bombycidae. Gene Ontology annotation, cellular component: mitochondrial outer membrane.
AAUUGCUGUUUGAAUCGAGAAGUAUAAAAAGCGCAGACUGGAUUCCUUCAAACUAUACAUUUUUCGGGUGUGAUGUUUUACUGCACGAUCUUAUUCCCUAAUCGUGGAACUCGCGUUUUUUCUUUGUUUUCUUCGUUAUUUUCUUAUAAAAAUGGGCGCCUGCUUGUGCGAUUUGUGUGGACGUUUCUAACAGCUAUCAUUACAUGUGUAUGAGUGUGCUCUUAGUAAUAUGUAUAGGUAUCUCUAAUAAAAAUUGAAAACUCUCUUUUGACUUGUCUCCGCAGAUAAAAGAUGUUACUCCUUAGAAUUCGAAUUUUAUAAGAUAAACUAUGAUGAGACAAAAUCAACGAGUUAUACAAUUUAAAAACAAAAUCGUCACAAAAGAAAUGAACCUCUUCUCAUCUGUUGUCUAUCAGUCAAUGUCACACCUUUCAAGAAACAUUAGGGAAUGUCGUCAGUACAUUUGGAACAUAGCAGACUGGCAAUUUGUUGCAAACGUCAAACGAAGAUUUUAUACCUAAAACACGUACAAAAUGCAAUCACAUGGCAAGGCCCAUACCAAACUUACAUGACAUAUCUAGGUUAAAUGAAGAAAUUAAGCCAAAGGACUCUAAAACAGUUUUAGACUUGGUUAUCGACAAUGUAAGAAGUAAAUCUUCUAAAGAUUUGGUUUUCGGAACUUUAACGGGAUGGAUGACAGGCAUAAUGGUCGUCAAAGUGGGAAAAGUGGCUGCUUUUGGACUAGGCGGGAGUGUGUUGCUCCUCCACAUAGCCUGCGAGUACGGGUAUAUAUGUGUUAACUGGGAACGCAUCAGAGAGUCUGCUGGUUCGAGUCACGUGUGGUUGGAGAAGCUGAUAAAAUUCGUUAAGAAGAACAGUUGUUUCUCUGUUGGGAUGCUCGGCGGAUUCUUCUUCGGCGUCGCGUCUACUUAAUUUGGUUGAGGAUUUUGUUCAAUUAUAUUUUUUUGAAAUGUAAUAAUAGCUUUAAUGCAGUGUUUUCUUUAAUGAGGUGCCUUAUCUGCGUAAUGUCUUCAAAAUUAGUUUAUUUUCUUUAACCACUUCAAAGGGUAUAUUGCGGUCAUGAAAAUAGUCAAAUCAGACAUUAACGGACUAACAAACCACGAGAUUUUAAGUGAUACCCGUACCCCAGAGACACUAAAACUUAAUACAGCUCUCAAUGUAGUCUCUGAGGUGCGAGUUUGAAGUCUAAUUUGUUAAUAGCUUGGAAAGCAGUAAGGUUUACUUGAAUGAGAUUUGGACACUGUCGUUCAAGAACAUUGGCAACUGCAAAAGUACAGUCAAGACGCUGUCUACUACUUCCAUAAUAGAUAACGCUGUCCUAACCCUUUGAACUGGAAGGCGUGAGUUACUUUGCUGCAGGACCGUUGUACCAGCCCGUGCGUACUCAACACGCCUCACCACCAGUAGUUGGCGGGGGGUUAAAACCAAUAGACAAAAUACAGUAAAACCGUAUAAGAUCGAUGUCAAAGAAUUAUUUUAGGACAAUAC